GUCGUUCCACCGUGUUCAUUUAUGUUCAUUUGGCCUAUUUUUAUGUUUAAUUGGGAAAUUUACUAAAUAUGUAGAAUUUGUGUGCGCAAAAUUAAAUACGUCGCGUCAACCAAUAUCGCGAAGUUUUUAAUGCGAAAUAUCUCAAAAGUUGGCAUAUAGAUUAGAAGAAAAAAAUCAACUUCCUGUGUGACACGAAUUCAACGAAAGUACAAAGACGUACGAGACGAUAUAAAGUGUCUGUGUGUUUUUUGGGUGGAGAUUAUCAGAAUUUUACAAAAAAAAAAAAAAUUGUUUUUAGUUUUAAAACUUAUUUAUUGUUGGUGUUCUCUCAUAAUUUGUGUUUAGUUGUUGCGAGUCAUUUAUAAGUUAAGUCGCCAAGUCUCUGAAUAAUAAAGGACGGCAAAAUUGAUUUGAAAUUGUGGAAACAUACGAAAACAAUCGACAUGAACAAAGAAAUUUACUAUGAGGGAUGGCUGAUCAAAUCGCCGCCCACGAAGCGCAUAUGGCGUGCGCGUUGGCGCCGCCGUUGGUUUACAUUGAAACAAGGCGAGAUACCGGAGCAAUUCUGCCUCGAAUACUAUGCCGAUCGAAAGUGUCGCAAAUUGAAGGGUGUAAUUGAUUUGGAUCAAUGCGAGCAGGUAGAUUGUGGCCUGCGAUUGGAGAAUCGAAAGCAGAAAUUUCAAUUUAUGUUUGAUAUUAAAACACCGAAGCGUACAUAUUAUUUGGCAGCGGACACGGAAACUGAUAUGCGUGAUUGGGUGAAUUGUAUUUGUCAGGUGUGUCACUUGCAUGACACAAAACAAUCGCAAGAUGAAAAUCGCACCCAAAACUUAGCCACCACGAUUCAUACCAAUUCUUCGAAUGACACCACAACCACCACCAUUAAUUCGUCUAGUGGAACCAAUGUUGGUGGUGGCAAUAAUACUCCUCAAAGUUUCAACCAUGAUAUUCUACGUAAACCGCCAAAUGUGGUGGUGGAACAACAGCCUUUGACAUCGGCCGCUGCGGCCAGCUGUAACCAUCUAAAUGCUACAACAUCAACAAAUGCCGCUGACGAUAGCAGUAGGGCCUAUGUGAAUACGGAAUACUCAAAUCGUGAGACAGUUCUGUGCGAUGUCCAAUUCGAGAAGCAACAAUUAGCGAAUGUAGUCAACAAGCAACCGCAACAGCGACAGUCACAGCAGAAAACGCACCACCAGCAGCAGCAGCAGCAACAUAACCGCCAACAACAGCCGCAAACGGCAUCUUCGGCAGUUUAUCUAAAUACAGAUAUGUUUCAGGAUUCAUCACGUCUUGCUGUCAGUUCGAAUGGUGUUGUACGCAAAAUUCCCGAAAAUCUGGUCAUAAACAAUACCCCAUUGACGGAUACUCAACAACACAGUGUGCAGCCUUCACCAGCUUUAAGUACAGCUUCGGGACCUUAUAUUCCCAUAAGCGAAUGCUAUUCUGGAAGUCCGAAAUUUUUGUUAGAGGCAAAUACUCAUCCAUCAACACCCUUAAAUAAUUUGGAUCCGAAAUUCUAUGACACUCCGCGUAGCCAUAAUAAUAUUGGACUGAAUUUGACCAAUGUUCAAUCAUAUUCACCGAAAAUAACAAAUUGUGGAACGCAACCUGUAAAUGUCUCCAAAAAUCGCAGUCAUAAAUCCGAUUCGGAUUCCGAAAGCGUUUUCACAGAUGAUGAUGAAUGGGCACAUCCCAUGCCCCUUAGAGAACACAUGGAUCGCAAUACCAGACCAUCCGAUAGUUCGGUAGAAAAUGAAUCUUUUGUUUUAACCUAUUCACAACGAUUUUCGAAAUUACCUGACGAUGCUAGCAAAGAGCUAAAGAAUAUUACAAAUAAUAGUGCCCAUAAUUCCAAUGAAUGUUUGGAAAAAUUAGCUAAAGUAUUGAAAAAUAAAAAUAAUUUAAUAUUGGACUUUAAGGACAAUGAAAAAUCAUCAACACGAGACAUGCCACAAUUUUCGGAUACCGAAAAUACUUCACCUGCCAUUAUAGGACCCAGAGAUGCUCGCUCUGUGGUAGAUGAGAGCUAUGACAUACCACGUUCCCACCAAUUGCCCUAUUGCAAUAUGGCAAAUAUAAUGGACAAAAUAACCAGUCCCGAUGCAAAUCCCAUUGCAGCUUCAACACCAAAUUUAAUGGCUAGCAUAGAAUCGGUGCCCAGUUCACCCGCGUCGGUGAUAUCGCAAUUGUCAUCGAAUGUGAGAACUUUGCCCAGACCGCAUUGUUAUACCAAUGCAGCCCCUAGCAAAGUGGAGGGCAAUGUUUUUCGUUACGAUUUCGUUGAGCAAACUAAUGUGCCGCCAGUCAAUCGUAAAUUAAAACCAAAAUUAAGUGUAGAGGCUGAUAAACCACCAGAAGAGGUGGCAGCAAAGCCACCCCAGUUAACGUCCCAGGUCGAUCAUUUGGCAAAUCGUUUGCAAACAACACAAAUACAAUCACCAGCGGGACUGGUGGGUGGUGGUGUUGCGGUUGCCGCUAGUGGUAAUGUGGUUGCUGGCGCUAAAUCGCACACUGAAAACUAUGGUGUAUUUGUGGGCGGAGGAUUUAUUGGAACACCUGGAGCGCCAGAUAAUAACUUGCCGCAGAAACCACCCUCCGUAGAUCGCAAAAAUAAACCAAAUGCUUAUAAGAUUGGCAACUCUAAUACCCUGGGCAACAAUACACGCCGUACCACAGGUGCUCCACUUUCAAUGGUGCUACCCAAUGAACAAGAACUGCCUCCAUCCUAUGCUAUGGAAACGAGGACCUUACCACGACAACCUAAACCUAAUUAUGCUUUAAAUCAAACCAACGCCACUUCUUUUUCCAUGUCUUCGUCUUCUCAAUGCAAUACACCAACUAUGUUUGUUAUGCAUCAGCGCACUGCAUCAGCAAAUGCUGCUAUGCACCAUUUGACAGCAGCAGCUGCAGCAGCCACCGCAAAGCAACAAGCAGCAAAACAACCAAUGACUAAAAAUGAACACAGAUUGCAAUAUUUCGAGUUAGAUGUGGCCAAUGCUCCGCCCAUAAGUCGCCAAAGUGUGAAUAUGAGCACUUCGAGCAAUUCAAUUAAUGCAAGCACUUUGAACAAUUCAAAUAUAAAUCGUUUGGCUUUAGCCGCCGAUCCAGCCAGGGCUCCAGUGCAAAGUAAAGUCGUUUAUAAAUCGGUAGAUUUUAUUAAAACGGAGGCCUUUAAGCGCAUACGCGAAGAAAGAGAAAUAGAGAAUGAAAGUCAUAUUAAAAAAUAAAUAAAAAAAAAAAUAGCAAUUAACAUACAUAAUACAUAUAAACUCGUAAAAAUACACACAUACAUACGUACAUAUUGUAGGAAUGAA
Messenger RNA from Stomoxys calcitrans (stable fly), 3317 nucleotides. RefSeq names its product protein daughter of sevenless (gene dos). Bases 444 to 3230 code for a protein of 928 amino acids. Lineage: Eukaryota; Metazoa; Arthropoda; Insecta; Diptera; Muscidae. The record is from RefSeq and is a predicted model, not a curated record. The transcript has 8 exons.